GAUCGUCAAGGAACGGGACGAGUCUGAUCUCUCCAGGAUUUUUGCAGACGCUCAACCAAGCCGAGCUCAUCGUCAAUAGCUACUCCAUCAAUCGUUUCAGAGGACCGCCCUGUCGAUCAACUGGAGAUGCACGACACGACCUAGUAUUCGGUGUUCACGCUGGAAUCACCCACGAUAGCGAUUCAAUCGCACCCCUUCCCACACCCCUUGCCUUUCGAGAUGACCAGUGUCAUCACGGGAACGCAGGUUGCCACUCUGGCACCUGAAGAUGCGGCUACCUUGAGAUCGUCCGAUCUCGCAUCUACCAUCGUGCCGCCUACGACCCGGCGCAAGACACGCAGUACAAGACCGCAAUCUAUUCAAACUUCGAUCAGCGAAUCCUUACCGAGAAGAGAUUCUACGGUAGGUGUACAGACUCCAUCGACAGGUUACGCUAUCGGCGCGGUCGAUAUGCGCUUUCAUCAGCAUUCAGCUCCGAUGCAGCUUCCGCCGCUGGAGCAAGUGUCUCCAUAUCGUCUUGAGCAUAUGAGCACCAUUGUGACUCCGACUUACCACCUGGCUCACUCUGUCACGCCGACCUACUUCACCCCGAGUCGCCUGACAACCCCUACUCAUGUUGGCACAUCCGUCUAUUCCACUCCAUAUUCGGUCGGGCCAUCACCCUACUUCGCCUACCCGGGAUCCGCCCCUUUCGUUUAUCCUGCAUACGCCCACCAGUCUGUUCACCCCUACCCGGCACAAGGCUACCAUAUAAUUCCGCCAGGAUCAUCUGAAGAUAUGCUGCCUCAUCAGUCGGCCAGGCAUGCCGCGUUGCAUCAUCAGCACAACCUUGGAAACGCUCCCUACCUUCAUCUUCCUCAGUCCCCGUCUCCGCUACCUCCCAAUGCUUUGUCCUCCAGACCCACUUCGGUACUACUUCCCGCGAGGACGGACACCGUUCCAAAAGACAGCAAGCGCAAGCCGCAAGAGUCGAAUGUCGAAUUCGACAGGCGAACACUGAUACAUAGUCGAAGUGCUGAUCUGGGGUUGCAUCCUGACGGGGUGGAGUUACCGCCAGUUCCAGACGCCAUACGAUCCCAUAAGCGGACUGCCAGUGCCAGCACUGUGUCGACUUCAGGGCCAAGCGCUGUCUCUCAGCAUCUGGGACGCAACGGAACCCGACUUCCUUCAGAUGCUACACAUCCGCUGCAUCAAAGAUCGCAUUCGGAUUGGUCACACAUCCGUCGGGGUACGGCGCAGCGACUAGAGAUCAGGUGUAGCGUCACUGAGGGCAGGAGGCUCGUGUUUCCAGAUAGCACGCCUGGCUCUCUGGAUCACCCGACUCGAGAAGAGCUGUCCCUCAGGAGCGGGACAGAGUCGCCGUCGCGUGACGGGAUCGACGUGGCUUCGACCCCGGAUCACAGGCAGAAGCAUAACAGUGAAAGAACAACGCUGGCACCUAGCCUCCGCACUCUGGAUGACGGCACUGCGAUAGUACAGGAGAGAGCGGUUCUGCGGUCUGACUUGGCAUGGUUGUGUCAGGCCGCGCCCAAGCUCGCGCCCGAGGCGAAAAUAGAGGAGGAAGAUGGGCAAGAUUGGAACGAGUUGGGUCAGCUUGCGUUGACAACGCCGAGACGGGCGAAGGUUGAAACUGUCGAAGAGACAAACAGCGCCAAGAAGAGGAAGCGCUUGGAAGCUUCUGCCGACGGUCGAGACCUACCGGCCACUGCAGCGAUGUUGCCCGCAUCUCCGUCAAAGAGAAGAGGGAAAUACUCCCUGUCUACGGAUCUUGGAUCUUCGAUAACUUCUGUGGAGCACUUCGGCAGAUUGGCGAUCAAGCAAGAGCUGGCGUUGCAAUUCCUAGGCCUCGACGGAUCCGACGUGGAAUCCGAAGCGAAGGCUGACGGCGAUGAAGAAAAGGACAGCGAGCCCGCCAAGGUGACGGCUGAUCGCCAUUCUCGUGAGAAACAGUCACCGAUAUCGAUCAGUACCAAAUCCACUCGAGCAACAAAUGCCAUUCUUGCACAUGCUCCUGACUGGCCAGACUCGAUGCCUCCAUGGACACAAGAAAUCGAUUGGCUGCAAAAACGCCAGCUGCAACAAACAACAAUGCUCGAGAGAGAGAAGACUUCUUCGCUUGAGCGUUAUCUUGAAGCGCCUAGCGAGGAUGAAAGCAGCGAUACAGACUCGCGUGCUGUUCUGAUGAAACACCUCAAAGAGAGAGGCAGGACAAGCAAGACAAGUUCGGAUGCCCGAGAAGCAGUACUACGCGCCAAACAAAAGGGUAAAACUCUUGUAGAGCGCGAUCUCGAGAUCGGUGCCGCACUGCCCAUCAUAUCUCCUGCCGAAGAAGCCGGUUGCCUAUGCGGCGGCCGCAACGAAGAAGGUGGGGGCAUGGUGUGCUGUGACGGUUGCUCCACUUGGUACCACCUCUCUUGUUGUGGUAUCGCAAGUGAAGACGAGCUGGAAGAUCAAUGGUUCUGCCGACGGUGUGAUGUUGAAGGACCGGUGUCUCACGUCCUCGACUCGCCUCCUGAUCCAAUCGGCGUUCCUGUCACACCCAAAUUGAGGCAAGCGCUUGGCCCAACAUUCUCGGCGACUGAUGAGACCGCACGGAGCUACCAUGCGCAUACGAGUGAUGCGGCACUGGCGCCUUCGCCCACUUUUUCGCCUGGCGCUCAUUUCCCUACCCCGUUGAUGGAUACCCCUGCACUGUACGCGAGCCCUCGUCUUCCUUCGGGCUCGAGCGUUGCGUCCAAGUCCGCCAUUCCUGGGUCGCCCAGGACCUACACAAAGCCGAGGAUAGUAUCCUAUGCCGAACACUACAAUAUCUGCCAAACUCCUGGGGCGCCGGAUUCCGACUACAAGAAGAUAUACUCUACUCCAAAAUUCGAAGACUUCUUCGACACUGGCGUAAUGCAAUCGGGUUCUACACCUGUGCAGCGGAAUGGGGGUAGCCCAACUCCCCUGAACAAGCCCAGGAUCGGAGGGCUCGGCUUUCCAGCAUUUACGACGCCCACUACGAGCCAAAAUUUCUUGAGAUCUCUUCAGAUCGGAGCGACCGGAUCCACUCCCGCUCUAGACUUCCUACCAUCCUCUGCCAGCGGAGCUUCACAAUCACCCUUUCCGAUCUCGCCGGUACUGUCUUCUGCAAACAGGUACAAGUACCCUUCGGUCAUUACGGACAGUAUCUCCCCAUCACCAUACAGGGAGCACAGGCGACAAGUGUCGUUUGGAGCCAGAUCAACGAGCUUCAGCGCCAGUGCCUCGCAUUUACGAGACUCGGUGACAUUCGAGGGCGUGGAGAAGGGACCUCUCGAUCUAGGCGGAGAACUGAAAGCACUGCACAGGAAUAAUUACGCCAACUGAUGAUGACCAUACCCGACCCAUUACGACACGAGACGUCCGGGCGUACCAGCCUGACCUAGACAUGACCAUUUGAUAUCCGUUGUAUACGCCGCUCGUGGGCUUUGGCACGUGUGAAUCCCGCGUUUGUAAGGUCUUUAGAUUGCCAAUUCCUACUCCUUGUAUAUUGACACGCACUCUAUGCCGACUGUGGGACUUUAUCUGUGCGUGUUUCAUCCUGUUGAUUACGUCAUACAUCGAUGCGACCC
This is a messenger RNA of Filobasidium floriforme, 3593 nucleotides long. RefSeq lists its product as uncharacterized. The record is from RefSeq and is a predicted model, not a curated record. Lineage: Eukaryota; Fungi; Basidiomycota; Tremellomycetes; Filobasidiales; Filobasidiaceae. The transcript has 2 exons. Bases 220 to 3348 code for a protein of 1042 amino acids.